Nomascus leucogenys (northern white-cheeked gibbon) is the source of this 889-nucleotide messenger RNA. RefSeq names its product sperm acrosome membrane-associated protein 3. Gene Ontology annotation, molecular function: lysozyme activity. Gene Ontology annotation, cellular component: sperm flagellum; acrosomal vesicle. NCBI's taxonomy places the organism in Eukaryota, Metazoa, Chordata, Mammalia, Primates, Hylobatidae. The record is from RefSeq and is a predicted model, not a curated record. Gene Ontology annotation, biological process: fusion of sperm to egg plasma membrane involved in single fertilization.
GGACCUCGAAGGGGCAGUGAUGGUGGGAGCCAUCCAAGGUGUCACAGGGCUGGGCUUUUCAUUUAACAAUUUGUUCUGAUGGAUGUGUAUAGAAUAGCUUGGAAGAGUGGUCGAGACACGAUACAAGAAGACCAUGAAGGAAGCCCGGAUGGAGGGGUGCACUCAAGCCCUGUUUCUUCUCCUUCUGUGAGUGGACCGCGGAGGCUGCUGAGCUGCCUGUCAUCCCAGAGCUCAGCUCUGAGCCAGAGUGGUGGUGGCUCCACCUCUGCCGCCGGCAUAGAAGCCAGGAGCAGGGCUCUCGGAAGGCGGUGGUGCCCAGCUGGGAUCAUGUUGUUGGCCCUGGUCUCUCUGCUCAGCUGCCUGCUACCCUCCAGUGAGGCCAAGGUCUAUGGUCGCUGUGAACUGGCCAGAGUGCUACAUGACUUCGGGCUGGAUGGAUACCGGGGAUACAGCCUGGCUGACUGCCUGUGCUCUGCCCUAUGCAGGGGUCUGCCUUGCUUAUUUCACAAGCGGUUUCAACACAGCUGCUGUGGACCACGAGGCUGAUGGGAGCACCAACAACGGGAUCUUCCAGAUCAACAGCCGGAGGUGGUGCAGAAACCUCACCCCGAACGUCCCCAACCUGUGCCGGAUGUACUGCUCAGAUUUGUUGAAUCCUAAUCUCAAGGAUACCGUUAUCUGUGCCAUGAAAAUCACCCAAGAGCCUCAGGGUCUGGGUUACUGGGAGGCCUGGAGGCAUCACUGCCAGGGAAAAGACCUCACUGAAUGGGUGGAUGGCUGUGACUUCUAGGAUGGACAGAACCAUGCACAGCAGGCUGGGAAAUGUGGUUUGGUUUCUGACCUAGGCUUGGGAAGACAAGCCAGCGAAUAAAGGAUGGGUGAAUGUGAA